Chenopodium quinoa (quinoa) is the source of this 3240-nucleotide messenger RNA. RefSeq names its product fumarylacetoacetase-like. The transcript has 14 exons. The coding region runs from base 361 to 1614 and encodes 417 amino acids. The record is from RefSeq and is a predicted model, not a curated record. Gene Ontology annotation, molecular function: fumarylacetoacetase activity. Gene Ontology annotation, biological process: L-phenylalanine catabolic process; L-tyrosine catabolic process; homogentisate catabolic process. NCBI's taxonomy places the organism in Eukaryota, Viridiplantae, Streptophyta, Magnoliopsida, Caryophyllales, Amaranthaceae.
GUGGUAUAGGCGGUGGAGCUGAUGGUCAAGGCGGAGUUGCGAUGGUGAUGCCUUGGAUGGUCAAGGACUCAAGUUUAGAGAUGUAAGGUCAAAUUUUGGCAAUUGUGUGAAUGUAAGUAAUGAUGGGGGUAUUGAGGUCAUUUAAUACCACGAUUUCAUCGUGGCAUUUAGCAAUUCAAAAUCUACUCGUCAACAAUUCCGCCGGUUAAAUUUGGUUGCCGUGUAAUACUCCUACAAGUCCUCCUGCAUACAACAUUAAUUCCGAGUUAGAUACCAUUCAUAUUCUUUACUCUCUCUCCUCCACCAACCUCACUCUCUUUUUCUCUCUCUACUCUUUCUCUCUCUACUUCGCCGGCAAAAAUGGCGAGGAAAUCCUUCAUCGACGUCUCACCGGAAUCCGACUUCCCUAUCCAGAACCUUCCUUACGGUGUUUUCAAGCCCGAACCCGCUUCACUUCCUCGACCCGGUGUUGCCAUCGGUGACUUUGUGCUCGACCUCUCUCAAAUUUCUUCCGCCGGUUUAUUCUCCAGUCCACUUCUCAGUGGUUCCGACUGCUUCAAUCAGCCUACACUCAAUAAAUUUAUGGCAAUGGGACGACCUGCGUGGAAGGAGGCACGUGCAACCAUUCAGAAGCUACUAUCAGAAAGUGAGCCAACAUUGCGUGACAAUGCAAGUUUGAGGCAGAAAGCACUAAUUCCGAUGAGCAAGGUGGAGAUGCUUGUACCUAUGACCAUUGGAGACUACACUGACUUCUUCUCAUCCAAGCAUCAUGCUAAGAAUUGUGGGCUCAUAUUCCGUGGCCCAGAGAAUGCCAUUAAUUUGAAUUGGUACUAUAUUCCUAUUGCUUAUCAUGGGCGUGCAUCUUCUGUUGUCAUCUCCGGAACUGAUAUAGUGAGACCAAGAGGGCAGGGACCUCCAGUUCCUAACUCGCCAUCUCCUUACUUUGGGCCCUCACGGAAGUUGGAUUUUGAGCUGGAAAUGGCUGCAGUAGUUGGUCCAGGGAACGAAUUGGGGAAGCCUAUUGACGUUAAUAAUGCUUCUGAUCACAUCUUUGGGCUUGUUCUGAUGAAUGAUUGGAGUGCUAGAGAUAUUCAAGGUUGGGAAUAUGUGCCUCUUGGACCUUUCCUGGGGAAGAGUUUUGGUACAACUAUUUCUCCAUGGAUUGUGACCCUAGAUGCUCUUGAACCUUUUGUAUGUGGUGUCCCAGAACAGGACCCUCCCCCAUUGCCAUAUUUGGCUGAGAAGACAUCGAAAAACUAUGAUAUACAAUUGGAGGUUCAACUCAAACCUGCUGGAAAGGAGCCUUGUGUAGUAGCUAAGAGCAAUUUUAACCAUUUGUACUGGACGGUGACGCAGCAGCUUGCUCAUCAUACAAUUAAUGGUUGCAAUUUAAGGCCUGGUGAUCUCCUUGGGACUGGUACAAUCAGUGGUCCUGAACCUGAUUCUGUUGGAUGUUUGUUGGAGAAAACAUGGAAUGGACAAAAGCCACUCUCUUUGAAUGGAACAUCUAGGACAUUCCUAGAAGAUGGAGAUGAGGUCAUUAUUACUGGUGUUUGCAAGGUUUGUUACCUUCAAAAUUCCCAUACCUUAGAAAUUUUCAAAUUCGUUAAAUGAAAUUGGAAUUGUGCUCUUAUGGAGGUCAUUGCAUGAAUGCAUCAUUGUACAUUCGCUCUGAAAAAUGCAUACAUAUGCACAUGCUCAUUAAAUUUGAAGUUACUGUUUGAAUGGAACUAUAAAAUCAAAAAGCAGGACAAAAUUCAUGAACUUGCAAAACAUUGGCUCAUUUAGUGGAUGAUUUAGAAUAAAUCCUGAAUCAUGAUUAGUCGAGUGCUGGUCACAGGCAAUACUGCAGAUUUUGUAAUUCUGAAGUAUGUAUACUUUUAUUUGAGAUAUUUUGGAACAGCACAACUAUAACUCUGGUAUAUAUGCUCCCCUAGCUAAAACUCUGGUGUUAUGCUCCCCUAGCAAAAACUCUGAUAUCUUGGACAUGCUUAGUUGCUUGCUAAUAUUGAUAUUUGUUCUUUUCACCUUGUUAAAAAUUUGAAAUAGUUCAAGUCUAGAUAAGGGAUACCAAGUUCACUUUAAUACUACAAAUAAGUCAAGUGAUAGUAGAUGAUGUAUUCCUGGGUCAUUUAAUGUUGUACUAGUCCCCAUUUAACCGUAUUGUCACCUAAAAGCAGAGGGGGACCUUCCACCGGGACCAUUCGGGGCCAGGUCCCCCGUAAAUUAUUGUAAUUAAUUAGUUAAUAAACUUUUUUUUUGAACGGGAAUCAGUUAAUGAACUUAAAUAACCUAUAUUUACUUAUACUACGUAAAAUAUUGGUCAUGAUGAUUAGUUUUGAGCGAGGGGUAAAAUAUUUAAAUCCCGGCCCCUCUAAUAUUUUCGGCCAAGAUCUGUCACUGCCUAAAAGAAAAUUUCUCAAAAUCUUAAUACCUUUAUGUUGGAUUCUAGCAAAAAAAAGGGAUAUUAUUAUCAUAUUUUCAUAAUCUUACCUGUGAAAUAUCCCGAUUCAAUAGGGUCCAACUUAAAAAAAGGGAGAAAUAGUAACAUGAAAAAUUAUUCCUUGCACCAACUCUGACGGUUGCCUACCGACAAAAUAAGUGUUUGAUUUUUUUUUUGACACAAAAUAAGUGUUUGUUAACCACACUUCCACUGCACAAAAAACCUCUCUUUCACUUUCCCAAAAUUCCAUUCUUUACCAAAAACAAAAUGAAGAACAACUCCGAAUUCAGAGAAAAAUACGCGUACCCAAUUCUAGGAAUAGCUACAAUUGCUACACUUCUCUUCCUCAAUUUCAGUAAUCAGCUCACUUUCGAAUUUCCCACUGUUUUUUGGCAAAAAAACAUGGGUUUUGUUGGGGUUAAUUCCACCAAUUUCAUCAUAAUCAACAGCCAUUAUCAAUAUGAUCAAAGGGUGUAUGUUAAUGGGUGGAAUUCUUAUUGGUUGAUGGAGGCAAGUGUGUGGGACCCAUCAAGAUCAAAGGUUUCUAGAAUGCUUAAGAAAGGUGCUCAAAUGGGGUUGAAUGUUUGCCGUACUUGGGCUUUCAGUGAUGGGCCCGGCCCGAAUUCCUUGCAGAUUUCUCCUGGGGUUUUCAGUGAAAGAGUGCUCAAGGGAUUGGAUUAUGUGAUAGUGGAAGCAAGGAAGAAUGGUGUCAGAUUGAUUCUUAGUCUAGUAAACAAUCUGAGUGCAUUUGGUGGUAAAGCACAGUAUGUGAAAUGGGCACAAGAAGCUGGAGUAGU